AGGAGGCGCAGAGCCCGCGUUACGUGAGAGCAACCCGGAAAAUAAACAGCGGCGGGCUCGGUACUUACUGUCGCAGUCUAACUGAUUUAGCUCAGCCUGCGUUUCUCCUGUGGACGAAGAGAUGGAGAACUACGACAACACGCCGCUCAGCUUCAAACCCGGGGCAGCGGUGGACAACAGAGGGAAUGAUGGAUCACUGGUAUCUGUAUUGAAGACUCUUUUGUUUUUUACCAUCUUGAUGAUAACUCUUCCUAUUGGACUCUAUUUUGCAACAAAGGCAUAUCUGUUUGAAGCGUCUCUAGGUUACUCCAGCAACGACAGCUACUUCUAUGCUGCAAUCGUGGCCGUGAUCGCCGUGCACGUCGUCCUGGCUCUCUUUGUCUAUGCGGCGUGGAACGAGGGAUCGCGGCAGUGGAGAGAAGGAAAACAGGACUGAGGAAAGGAAGAGAAGAACAAUGAGAAGAGGUGGAUAAAGAGAGUGGGGGUGAGAGUGAAGGAGAAAUAGAGUGAAAGAGAGAGAGAGAAAGAAGGAGCCAGCAGGAGCGAGAGUAACACACAAUGCUGUUUGCACCAGACAGGCGUUUUAUUAUGCUUGGACAGGAGUAAAAAGAAGGAGAGAACGAGAGAGAGAGAGAGAGAGAGAGAGAGAGGGAGAGGGACAAGUAAACAGUCAUGUUGUUUAAGCAUUGUCUCCAACACUGCUCCAAACAGGAAAGUUGUAAUGCAGUGAAAAUGCAUUGGAACUCUGUGUGUGUUUACUGUGUGCUCUAACUUGUCAAUCAGAAGAAGGAAGCUGAACCCUUAUCCGAUGGUUCAACAAAACAACUAUUUAGACUCAGAGUGUUGGUUCAGGGUCAGCUUCUGUUUAGCUAAUUUGUUCAAAUACUACAAAUCUAAAUUACUUGAUCUUGGUAUUUUGUUUAGUUUUAGUACACUUACAUAAUUCAGAGGUUGACAUGUAAACAUGUCUUUCAGAGUGGAGUUGAAAGGUGUGAAACGGAGCCACUCGGAUUCUUUAGAGCAGUAGUCCUUGGAAUAAGAGGUCACCAUGAAUUCAUUACAAAUGUAGCCAUUAUAUUUAUUAUUCAAAACCGUCAUCUGUCCAUCUUUUUGUCCACUUUUCCUGGCCAGGGUCGCAGUAGGUCCACAGCCUAGCUGGAAUCAUUGGGUGCAAGGCAGGAAUACCCAUUGGACAGUACACCAGUUCAUUGUAGAAUACCACAGAAUACACAACAGUUCUCUCACACCUAAGAGGCUAUUUAGCAUUAGGCCAUUUCACCUAUCGUUUGUAUUUUCGGGAGGUGGGAGGAAACCGGAGUACCUGGAGGAAAUUGAACCCACAAGCCCAGGCCCCUGGAACUGUGCAACCCACACUUUACCUGUGGUGCCGCCCGCACAGUGCAGCCCCCAACCCACAAGUGAACCUUAAAAAGUUCUAACUAGAUAAGAUGUCUUAGAAGAAUAUUUUACAUCACAUUUGAGUGUAACGUAGUGUUGUUUAAAAUGUGUUUUAAGCCUAAAUCUUCCUAAAACUAUAAUCGGCAUUAUCCCAGGCAGAAUGUCCAUAAACAUUUUAAAACAUGUAAAAACUGUAAAUCUGUGAAAAAACUUUUAGAGAUGUUAAACUACUAACUCUGAUGCUGUACACCCUUCUGUAUAACUUUUUCUGUAUAACUUUUUCCAUGUCUGAACCAUUCAAUUAAGCAGACAAGUAGAAAGAUCUGUGGAAUUUCAUCUUAAAGGAAUAUUGAAGCAUAUUUCAAUAUGAUCUGUAUAUGAAUUGGUUUCUGUGGUGUAAUGUUACUUACCAUGUACAUCAGUUUUUAUUCAUUUUCCUGCACUUUAAACGAAACAAAUUAGAAAUAUCUACAUGCUUAUGAUAUUAGACAGUGGGCAGAUGCUGAAUUCUGUUAAUAAAUAUGAAAUGUGCAUAUUUGUGCAUAUAUAAAACACAAGAAGACAAGUUUACUACAUGUUUAAAGAUCCAGACAUAUACUCUGUAUAGAAAAGCACUGACCAAAUGAGUACAAUGCUUUAAAACACCCCCUCUUAAGCUCCUGAUUAUUGUGAAGGGGAAGAGUGGAAGUGUCUUUUCUAGAAUGAGCUAGGGGCUUUUUCAGUAACUUUGGGAUGAUUUGGACAGAAAAAUUAUUAUUUAAGUUAACCUCACUAAUGCCCUUGUGUGAUUGUAUGCAAUAAAAUCGUCACAGCUAUGA
Molecule: messenger RNA, 2216 nt
Organism: Astyanax mexicanus (Mexican tetra)
Lineage: Eukaryota; Metazoa; Chordata; Actinopteri; Characiformes; Acestrorhamphidae
Gene: vma21
Product: vacuolar ATPase assembly factor VMA21
Exons: 3
Coding region: 122-436 (104 amino acids)
Biological process (GO): vacuolar proton-transporting V-type ATPase complex assembly
Cellular component (GO): endoplasmic reticulum membrane
Source: RefSeq, a predicted model, not a curated record